Sorex araneus (European shrew) is the source of this 939-nucleotide messenger RNA. Its product is annotated as olfactory receptor 4F15. The record is from RefSeq and is a predicted model, not a curated record. Gene Ontology annotation, biological process: G protein-coupled receptor signaling pathway. Gene Ontology annotation, cellular component: membrane. Lineage: Eukaryota; Metazoa; Chordata; Mammalia; Eulipotyphla; Soricidae. Gene Ontology annotation, molecular function: olfactory receptor activity; G protein-coupled receptor activity.
AUGGAUGGAAGCAAUCACUCCAGAGUAUCAGAGUUUGUGUUCCUGGGACUCACGAAUUCAUGGGAGAUUCAGCUUCCCCUUUUUGUCUUCUCCUUUUUAUUCUACGUUGCGAGCAUGGUGGGAAACCUCGUCAUUGUGUUCACUGUAACCUUGGAUGAUCAUCUCCACUCCCCCAUGUACUUCCUUCUUGCUAACCUCUCAGUCAUUGAUAUGCUAUUUUGCUCAAUCACCGCUCCUAAAAUGAUCAGUGAUAUCUUCAAGAAGCACAAAGCCAUCACCUUUUGCAGUUGUCUCACACAGAUCUUCUUUAGCCAUGCAGUUGGGGGUGCUGAGAUGGUGCUGCUCAUCGCAAUGGCUUUUGACAGAUAUGUGGCUAUUUGUAAGCCUCUCCAUUACCUGACUAUCAUGAGCCCACGAAUGUGUCUAUUCUUUCUAGUCACCUCCUGGAUCAUUGGCUUCAUCCAUUCAUCAGUUCAAUUAAUUUUUGUAGUAGAUUUGCCUUUUUGUGGUCCUAAUAUAUUAGACAGUUUUUAUUGUGACCUUCCCCGGCUCCUCAGACUUGCCUGCACAGACACCCACGAACUGCAGUUUAUGGUCACUAUCAAUAGUGGGUUCAUUUCUGUGGGUUCUUUUGUCUUGUUAGUCAUUUCCUACAUCUUCAUUCUAUUCACUGUUUGGAAACAUUCUUCUGGUGGUUUAUUGAAGGCCCUCUCCACUUUGUCAGCUCAUAUUACUGUGGUGGUUUUGUUCUUUGGGCCACUGAUGUUUUUCUAUACGUGGCCUUCUCCCACAUCACACCUGGAUAAAUAUCUUGCUAUUUUUGAUGCAUUUAUCACUCCUUUUCUGAAUCCAAUCAUCUACACAUUCAGGAAUAGAGAGAUGAAUGUGGCAAUGAGCAGACUGUAUAGUCGUUUUAUGCAUUACAGGAAGAUUUCCUAA